Aspergillus heteromorphus CBS 117.55 is the source of this 9024-nucleotide messenger RNA. It is a transcript of the gene gtb3, whose product is annotated as glycosyltransferase family 4 protein. Gene Ontology annotation, molecular function: glycosyltransferase activity. The record is from RefSeq and is a predicted model, not a curated record. The transcript has 3 exons. NCBI's taxonomy places the organism in Eukaryota, Fungi, Ascomycota, Eurotiomycetes, Eurotiales, Aspergillaceae. Bases 1 to 8646 code for a protein of 2881 amino acids.
AUGGCUGAGAUCCUCCACGUCUCGCCCAUCGGGUGGGGUGGGAUGACUAGCCACUGGUGGCAGUUUGUUCUGAUUGCCAUCCUGCUGGCCACUGUGGUCUGCGGAUGUCUGUAUCUCAUCUACUCCGGCACCUGGCGAGCUCUGAGAUGGUACAAGUCGAGAAUACGUCCAGAGGUCGUGCCGGCCAAUGUCUCGCAACAACUCGACAGGCUUGCGAGACAGCAGCUUACCCUAACAGCAGCGCACCGCACGAAACAGAAACCGUUGUCUGUGGGUGUUUAUCUCGGUGCCUUCAGCAGUCCACUGGACAAAGCCCAUCGUCGCCUUCUCAGCCGAUGGGAUCUCUUGAUCGUGGAUCCUUCCAAGCCUGGCGUGGCCCAGGCCAUGUCACAUGCCGAGCGGACGCAGUAUGUAGGCCGGGUCGAUCUUGCCCUGAUUACUUCUCAGCAGGACUUGGCCCUAGCCUCUAUCAAGAAGAUCGACAAUGUCCUGUCUGGUAACUUCCACGGGGCUGCCUUCAGCGGAAUCGUGCUCGCGAACUGGGAGGAUAAGUUCACGCCCACAGUUCUGACGAAAGUGGCGGAGGCGCUUCAUGGGUUGGGCCUCGCUGUGUAUCUGGAGACGGGGCCACCCACGUUUCUUCAAGAUCGCAACAUCCUACAGACCACUGCAAUCUCCGGCAUCGUCAUCAGAAAUGCCAGUAUACUUCCUGACGGCCAGAAGCGGGACUAUUUCCAGUUGAGAAAAUUGCAGUCGACAAUUAAAGCCUUUGUGUCGGAGGCAUGCAUGAGAGAAUUUUCGGUGAUAGCCUGGGAGACUGUUGACGACAAUGCCUCUCUUUCCAAUGCCGUUGUCCAGAGGUCUAUGCAAUGGUGCAAUUUUUACAGUGCAAUCUCUUGGAUUGGUCGCCAGUCUGCCCUCGAGAACGCCGCUCUGAACGUCAAAACUCCCGAGCCCCUGUCUUCCUUCGGGUGGCUCAAGGAUGCUGAGAUCAUGAAGGUCCACGAUCGUUGGCGCUCCAAUCUACACAUUGCACGCAACCCUGAGUUCAACGAUACCUGGGAUACAUUCCUUCGUUACUUCCCAUCCUUGGACACUCUGCUGGCUUCGUCGGAACGUCAUGUAGAGACUAACGAGAAGCCACUCAGCACGCUUCGUGAGCCCCCGGAAUGGGUUGCGCAAGUCAAAUCUCAGGGUAGCCCGCUCUCUAUAUCUAUGGCUGGUUCUGAGUACAAGGAACUCGGUUGUUUCCCACUUGGUUCAGAGGCAACACCGGUUGCUUUUGCAGAGAUCCUUCAGUCGCAGCAACGGCUCAAGUCCCUUGGCUUGCUCCAUCCAGUACCGUCGUCCAAGCUUCAGAGCAUCGGCCAGCUUCUUCGCCAAUUUCACGACAAGUGCAUUCUCUCUACCUGGAACCCUUCUGAUCACUUCGCCGCCUCAAUCAAAGAACUAUCCACCAUGGCAUCUAAUGAUACGUUGCGGAUCUACCUUGGGCUGGAUUCUGGACUCCGCAAGAGUACUGAUGUACGGUUCUGGGCCGUGUAUCAGAUGGAUACGGAUGGCUUUGAUGUCUUUGCCUCCAAAAAUGCUCACGGUUUGGCAGGAACUGUGCUACACACUUUCCUAUCGGCCAAAGGCUACCCACGUCACCUUUGCUUCGAGGCAGAAACAUCCCUAGCGAAAUGGUCCAAGAAUGUCACCGAGGACAUUGGGCUUUCCGGCCGGGUCAUCCAGGAUAUUGAUGUCCUGAGUCCCGAGGAACGACUCCUGCUCUUGCAGCACUUGUCAUUAACAGACGCCAAAAGCGACCUGUCGGAAGCAAUCUGUGCGUACAUCCGACGACAGCUGGUUGAUGCACCUUCUAUGGCCCAGCUCAAGGAGCUCAACACAGUUUCCUACCUGGAGGGGUCAGCCUCACCUGAGAUGCUAGUUCAAACGCGUGUCAAGUGGUAUCAGGAACAGGGCUGCCUACAUCCUUCCGCUGCCUCCUGCCUUGCUCUGUUCAAUGAGACCGAAUCUGUCUUGACCACGGUCCUUCGUGAUCGGAGAGAGAAGGACCUAGCUCGUAUCUCCACCGGUCUUUGCCAGCUGGUACAGAGUGGACCUGUCGAUGCUUACACUGACAUGAUGGCCCUUUCGUUGUUCUGCGCUGCGCGAAAGGGUGCUCUGGACGAGAUCUACACAGAGGUUACCGAUCGAAACCCGUUGUUCAAUAACCAGUCAGACCAGGCGGCUGCUUUCGCGGAGUCCUUUGCUCUUGGAUCGCGUUGCGAAGCCUAUUUCGAUGUCUCGCCUAGCACCUUUGGAAAGCUGCUGUCGAAUCGUUUCCGCAAAAGCUACACCAACGAGCAGCUGCCGAAUUGGAUCAACGGGGCUCCGGAUAUGGCCACGUCGUAUGCUGGCGCGCAGAUUGAUGUCAAUCCAGAUGAUAAAGUCAAACCAAUGCGCGGAUACCAGCGCUUCACUUUCCUCAGCGUCUUUGCGUUUCCAGCUCUGAUCGACAUCCUUCUGCUCACGAUCAUCGGUCGCGGAUUGUAUCUUUCGGCUUUCAUGACAUACGAUGAGCAGCAGAGUGCGACCAUUGCCCUGAUGAUCUCGCUACUGCUAUCCGGUGCGAUUGGCACGUGGAUUGCCUGCGGAGGCCCUUAUUAUCUCAUCUCAAUGGCCUUCGCUGCCGCGAAUAUGUUCGUCCUCAUCAGACUGAUUGCCGGCAUCGCUUUUACGGUCGCUGGAGGUCUCAUUGGCUUUAUUGCUAUCUCGGCCACGCACAGUGCACGCGCUGGAAUCAUCUUCUACCUCUACCUGAUUGCGUUGACGAUCUACUUUUCGGCCUUUGCCUCUCUGGCGAGUUUCAGCUAUCCUGGGUCCACCUUCCUUUCUGGGCGCAAGAUCAUCUUCGCAUGCGUUCCGAUCCUUUUCAUCUCCCCCAUUGUUACCACGUUCACAGGCCAUGACUCGGCUGUCUACCUUGCAGUCAUAUAUGUCUUUAUUAUCACCUUGCUUUUUGGUCUUCGGUCUGUCGCUUCGAAGUGGGUCACCUGGUAUCAAAGCCUGAGGAGGACCGAUGACACGGAGAUUCGAAAGUGGUAUGUUGCCUCUUAUGGUAACAACGACGAGAAGGUGUUUGGAAGUCUGAGUGACCCGGCUGUGUUGAAGCUAUCCAGAGAAGCGCUGUUGAAGGACGUUCUAGCUGAAAAGAAACGCGGACUCUGGACAAAACCUACCACCGACCAGUUAGUUCUCGAGCUUGCCAGGGACUGGGAUGCGACCAACUUCCUCCUCGACUGGUACUGCAGGUAUGCCGAUGUGCCCAGACCAAUCCCCUUCAGCUCGUCUUGGAACAUCCAAACAAAGGUCGCCCUGGAUACACUCCGGAGCUCCCAGAAGGGCAUACGACUCCACAAUGCUUUUAUCCAGUGGCGGCAGUCAAGCCGGGAAAUCGGAUGUGGGGUGUUGUACUUCGUUCUAGCCCUGCUAGAUAAAUGGGUGCAGCUCCUCACAGGUGGCCAUUUAAUUGGCCUGUCUGCCUCUGUCACCGAUUCUCAGCGCAUGGCAGUAGGAUUUGGACUGGCUUAUUACUUGAUUGGUGCUGUUCUUAUCGACACCAAGGCCCAAGAGCUCCACGAUCUCGUUGGAAAGCAAACCUCUGUCCCAGUCUACAAGUCGAAGGACAUACGCUUAUCGCAGAAGCGGGAUGUGAGGUACAAGAGGAAGGUCUACUGGAAGACUUUAUUCAAGUUCCUCAUGUGGCAUGUAUGGAGUCUUGCCCUCGCCACGGCCCUUCUGUGGACCUUCCAGUCAACAGAAGAAGCCAUGAUCAUAUUCUGUGCCUACGUCCUGGCGUACACAGGGCUUCUGUGGUAUCAAUACACGAAAAUCUUCACCGGGCCCCAUGCAUUCAAAACACUGCUUAUCGGAUGCCUUAUUGGUUUACCGGUCGGUAUUGCCCUGAAGGUCCGGCUGCCGCAUUUCCUGUACUCCGAAGUCAUUGGCCUUGGGUCUGCCACAUGGAGCGUCGCCAUCCUCUCGCUCUUCUCUGCGAAAAUGGGCAUGCCGAAGAAGGUCUCCUCUCCCGUGGAACUUGGAAGGGUUUUCCAUGCUUACACUGCUCCGUGGGCGGAUCCCGACUGGUCUCAGCAGGAACUGCAAACCUUCCAUGAGAAAAUAUCCCUCGUUCCUUCCGAUGCUCGCUUGAAAUUGGACCCCCAGGCUCAUCCUGGAGUCGAGGUUAAAGAGAUCCUGCUCGCACGCAGAAAGGAGCCGAGAAUUGAAGAGGCGUUCCCGAAUUCGGAAGCCCUGGUGCACCUAGCCUUGGAGACAUGGGGUAAAGGGGAAAUUUCCCUCGAGCUUGUCCCCGUUGGAUCGCUUGGCCCCGGUAUUCACGCACUCAGCUGUAGCACAACAGGGCAUCUGAACAUUGCCGUCUGUGUGGGACGCGGGCUAGAUCAACGGAUCGAUGUCAGUGCAAAUUGCCAAGUCAUUGCCGAAAUCCUGCUUCAUGCAGUUGCGGAAUCCAUGUUGCAAAUUCCACAUGAGUACGCCGUGCUUGCUGAAUCUCUCGUCACCGCAGGUGUCACCGAGGGCAUGGCACGGCAACUCCGCUCAGAGCCCAAUACUUCGGUCGUCAUACGCUGGGCCAAGAAAGAACUUCUGCAACACUUGUGUCUUGGAUUUGAAUGUGACUCGCACUGGGAACGGCUACCCAAAGACAUCAGAAACGCCCUGCUUAACCGUUGUCUUGGCCAGCCUUGUCAGCUCUCCGAAGAAAGCCGACUGUGGCUCGAACACAAUCUUUGUCGGUUUGAUACCGAUAGCAUUGAUGUGCAUGUUGCCCGGAGCAAUCUUGGGGCUGCCAGUGCUGUUAGUAUCCUCGAUUAUGCACACUACGGCACUGGCGAAGCUGCUGUUUUCCGAGAUCCCGAAACCCGGGAGCACAUUCCCUAUGUGCCGAAGAAGAUUUCUGCCGCCAUGUAUAUCUUCACGAAGCCCUUGCACACUUUCUACUAUGCAAUGGCGUCAACUAUCAAGUUCAUCGUCGUUGCUUUGGUCGCAGAUCCCGAGUUUCAGCGCGAGUUCAACCAUGUAAUGAGCCAACGUCAUAGCAUCAUUCGUGUACCAGCAACCCUAGCCUUGAGUUUGCUCUGGUCGUAUUCCCGGAUCAUGCAGAAUCUUGGUCUCUCUUUCUUCUUGUUUCAUGGCCGUGACAAUGUGAAGCGGCUCUGGAACGAGACAAAGGGAAUGACUAUCAGCAUCAAGAAGAGCAGAUUUGUGAUUCAGAGUUUGGACGGAACAUUUGCUGCUUUCAAACACGAUGAGCCAGAUGGAGGCUUCAAGGUCUACUAUUACGCCGGGCAACACAAGACAGAACCCGAAGGAACGAAAAACCUCAGUUACGUCUGUGUCUACUCGAAGGAGAUGCUUCUGUUGGUCCGUCAGGAGUUCAAGGGUGGGAAGGUGCUCAACGAGUACCACUACGAUUACCGUGCUCCGGCAAAGAAAGGCUUUGCCCUGUCCAAGUCCUCGCAGGCAAAGAUACCAAUGGGCCGCCGUUGUGUCCGCGGAGAAAAUCACCUGCAGAGCAUCCAGUACAAUCGGAAAGGGCUUAUCGAAGCAGGAUCGUAUAUGAAGGAUGGCAAUCUCAUCCGCUUCAAGUACCACUACCGCAAAAACCCCCGAUUCGGUGAUGAAUUGCUUCGAGCUGAAUUUGCUCUCUCGCACAUCACUUGCACCGUGUCAUGGUGUGCUCCGCCUCUUCGCCAUCCCGAGAAGGUCGACCGGUGGAUUCCUCAUUCCAAGGUGACAGAAGCGACGUUCGUCCAGGGUGCCGAUGUCUACGAGGCUCGUUGGCUGUACGACCACAAGUUCCAUCCCACGAUCUUCACCACCCUCAAUGGACAAAAGGUACAGACGCCGCCCAUGAUCGAACAUGAUUAUCUUGCGGUGCUGGUAAAGCCCAAGUCUACCGGAUUCGUUCACGAUAAUCCUCUUCUGUACUGCGACAGCCUCAAUUCGAGCAUUUUCACCAGGUUUUUUGGGUUGACCAAGAAGCGCUUCCCCGUGUCAACUUCUCGUGCUCGCUCGUUGAUUUGGAAAGGAUGGAAGGAACGUGUCGACCUUGACGGUAUCAUCGUCCGCUGGAUGGACGAGCGGUUGCUGCGAAGAGACAAGACACUUGCUCCUUACUGGCGCUGCCGGGACCGUGGUGACCUCGCGUCGGCUAAGAAGUACUUGGACAUUCGCGCAGACACCAUCACCGCCAGUGCAGACCUAGACGACAACAUCUCCAGUUGGACUCCGCUUGCCGUGAAGAUCAGCGAUCUGUUCAACUUCGGGCCUGGCGGCGAUGCUGUGGUCAACACCAGGUCGAAGGACUUCGGCGCCGAUACGGAAAAGUCGCUGCAUGUUAUGGCUGCUGACACCGGCACCUGGCCGAAUGAAGGAGGUGGUGUCUCUGCGUGUCGCCGUGAUAUGAUCAACUCGCUGAGGACUAUCAAGUGGCAUAUGAUCUGCGAGUCAGCAAAUGACUUUGGCGUUCCUAAGCACCAGACGGAGCAGAAUAUCCUGUCCUUGAAGGUCAUCCCUCUUUGGGGUCUUGAUUUCCUCACUCCGACGCACGGUCUGUUUCGGAACAAGCUUGACUCUGAAGUGGAAAACGUCACCUCUGCCAGUGAGAUGGACAUCAAGAUGAACUUCAUCCCGAUCCUAACCGCCUUGGUCAAGGGAGCUCGUGCCAUCCACCUUUCCAAGGCCGACAUCCAACAGGCGACUCGUGCCUUGGUCAAUCUCAACACGUACUUCCAAGACUCCCGGCAUUGGUCCCAAGUUUGGGACAGCGAGAUCGUGAAGGAGAGCUGGCGUGACCUUUGGCUGACUCAAGAAAUGGCCAAUACCACCCCCUCGUCCGAGUGGUUCCGCACCGAGCUUCCUACCUUGGCGGCUCUUGAUAUCGCAUUGGAACUCUGGUAUCGCUAUCUGUUCAUUUUCUCUAUACCUAUUCCUGAGAAGAUUCCCAACGUGUUCCAGGCAUCGCAUCACAGCGUGAGCGCAUCUUAUGGGGUCGUCUGCAAGAUGAAGCGAAACUGCACGCUACAAAUUUGGGAUCACGCUAUCAGCUGGCGUGAAACGAAUCUCUGCUUGUCUUCUGCACUCUGCAAGCUUUCUCCCUUUGUUAGAAAUGCCCUGCUGGGGUUGAUGCGAGUCACCUCUGUUCUGACUUUGCAUCACGCCGAUAUCAUCCUGCCAUGUGCCGAUUUCUUCAACCCGGGCUGGGAAGUCGAAAUUGGUACCUGCCAGGGAACCAUUGAGCAUCGCAACGUUUUCCGUCGAAAGGUCGACCCGGUCGUCAAUGGCAUCACCGACAUGCAGAAGUUUGCCCCUGUCAAGGAAAUCAAGUCCCAGCGCCCUACGGUUACCAUGUUGUCCCACGUUUGGUAUGCCAAGGACAUCAAGACAGCGCUUCUCGCCGCCGAUAUCAUCAUCAACCAGUGGAAGUUCGACGAUUACCACCUCGACAUCUACGGAGCUAUCGACAAGGCACCCACAUACUCCACUGAAUGCCAGGAAAUCAUCGCUUCCAAGGGUCUCCGCGGCAAAGUCACUCUCCGGGGUACUGCCGACCCAAUGAAGGUAUUGGAAAACACCUGGCUGUUCCUGAACUCGUCUCUGUCCGAGGGUCUGCCGUUGGCGCUAGGAGAAGCCGCCUUGACCGGUGCUCCUGUGGUCUGCACCGACGUGGGCGCCUCUCUCCGAGUCCUGAGUGACCCCGAUGACUUCUCUCGCUUCAGCGCCGUGGUUGCGCCGAACGACGCUCUGGCUCUCGCAAGAGCCCAGAUCACCAUGCUCGGCCUUCUCGGGGAAUGGAGUAAAUACGCCGAGGAUACAGAGGCACCACCGCCUGUGCUCACCUCCUCCCCUACCCCCGAGGAAGUUGCCGCGAUCACACGUCGCAUGUACGAGAAGAGCGACCAUCGCCGCAAACUUGGCAUGAUGACCCGCAAGAUCGUCCAGAAGUCCUUCAGUGGAGACCGGUACCUCCGCGAGCACGAGCAGAUGCUUUGGAUCGGCAAGUCGGCCAAGAUCAUGGCCAACCGCCCGACCGGCAACCUCACCGAGGCCACGGACGUUGCCACAGCCCUGCAACAGACCCUGCCGAUCGACGAAGAAGUCAUCACCAUCCCCCGGAGCGCCGUCAACUCAUGGCGCUCAUCGGCUGCAUCGGGCAUGUCAACCCUGUACAGCUCUGUAUCCAACUACCCGAUGCUGAACGCCAACCAACACGCCUCGUCCAUCCGCUCCAGCCUAAGCAAUGCCUCGACCGACGCCAGCUCCUUCCUGCCUCUCCCCAGCAGCGCCUCUCUGCCCGUCUUCGCGCCCCGCCAGACCCUCUCCUUCUCCGGCAUGCCCGGCAGCAAGUCCCCCAAAAGCCAUCUGUCUCUGUCUGGUCCCGGCCAACUCUCCCCCGUGACCAGUCGCCCUGGCCAUCGCUCGCGCUCUCAUUCCCUCUCCACCGCAGGACGAGAGCAGCUGCGCGGCCUUCAGCGCGAGGACCUGCACCAGUACCGCAACUCGGACGUCAGCACCAUCAUGCGCGAGGAAUUUCUCCAAUCCAGCGUUUUCAGGGGUCUUGAAGGUGGCAAUGCUGUUUGAUUGAAUGUCUCCCCCCCCCCAUUCUCUCUCCCUUUGAAGAUAUACCCACUCUGUUUUUUUUUUUUUUGUCCUUUUGGUUUGGUCCUGUGUUUAUAGUCAUCCUCCAUUCCAUCGAGAUGUGAUCAUUCCUUUUGUACAUACACCUCGUGUGAGCCGUUCCUUUACUUUCCUUUACCUUACCUACCUGACAUGACAUGACAUGACAGUCUCUCCUGUCGGACUAAUUCUUGGUGGUGUUUCGUUUGGGAUUACCCUGGACUUUUGUUUAUAGUGUCUUGUCGGAUGUAUCAUGUACAGAUGGAUGAAUGGUUGGUUGGCUAGUCAGUCUGUUAUCGGACGUGGUCAAUAACUAAUUAGAGCAUAAAAAUUUGAAUAGAG